CAGCUGGAGACUGCGGAGCGUUGGAAAUGACGCUCGGAGCUUUAAUUACCGCAGCCGCCGGACAAGUGUGAGGAAAGCUGAGAGGGAAAAGCACGGGAUCCGGGGAGAAGCAAGACGCUUCUCCCCUCUCCGCCCCUUCCCUCCCGAUUUGGACUGGAGGUUCGGAGAAGCAGAACAAGGAGCCGAACAUAGCCCGGCUGGGGGGAGAGGCCGGAAACCUACCGCCUCUUUGCAAUCAACUUUUUUUGGAAACCUUUUUUUCCCCCCUUCCUCUUUAUUGUUGACCAACCAGAGAGAGAGAGAAAGUGAGGAGGGAGCGAGAAAGCGAAGGCUCACACGGAGAAAUAGCUGCACAGUCCGGCCCGGAGCACCACGCGCACACACUCACGCCCCCCGCAACUCCCGCCCCGGCCCCCGCGCGCAAGGACUCGCUCACCGGUCCUCGGAGCCUGUGCACCGCGCGCGCUGCCAGCCAGCCCCGCUUGGGCCCCACGCGCGUCGGGCUAAGGGAUCUCCUUCGCUUGCCAGAGAGGGGAUAUGCCAUUUGGACAUGUAAUUGGCAGCACGGGAUCUGAGACUUCCAAAAAUGAAGCUGGCGGCGACAAGACUGUGGGUCUGGGUGAGCCUUUUCGUGGCGGCGGGAACCGUCCAGCCCGGCGCUUCUCAAUCAGUGUGUGCAGGAACAGAGAAUAAACUGAGCUCUCUCUCCGACCUGGAACAGCAGUACCGAGCCCUGCGCAAAUACUAUGAGAACUGUGAGGUAGUCAUGGGCAACCUGGAGAUAACCAGCAUCGAGCAUAACCGAGACCUCUCCUUCCUGCGGUCUAUUCAAGAAGUCACGGGCUACGUAUUAGUGGCUCUUAAUCAGUUCCGUUACCUGCCUCUGGAGAACUUACGUAUUAUUCGUGGGACAAAACUUUACGAGGAUAGAUAUGCCUUGGCAAUAUUUUUAAACUACAGAAAAGAUGGGAACUUUGGACUUCAGGAACUUGGGCUGAAGAAUUUGACAGAAAUCCUAAAUGGUGGAGUCUAUGUAGACCAGAACAAAUUCCUUUGUUAUGCAGACACAAUUCAUUGGCAAGAUAUUGUUCGGAAUCCGUGGCCUUCCAACUUGACUCUGGUGUCAACAAAUGGUAGUUCAGGAUGUGGACGUUGCCAUAAGUCCUGCACUGGCCGAUGCUGGGGUCCCACAGAAAAUCAUUGCCAAACUUUAACAAGGACGGUGUGUGCAGAACAAUGUGAUGGCAGGUGCUAUGGACCCUACGUCAGUGACUGCUGCCAUAGAGAAUGUGCCGGAGGCUGCUCAGGACCUAAGGACACCGACUGCUUUGCCUGUAUGAAUUUCAAUGACAGUGGAGCAUGUGUUACUCAGUGUCCCCAAACUUUUGUCUACAAUCCCACCACCUUUCAAUUGGAGCACAACUUCAAUGCAAAGUACACAUACGGAGCAUUCUGUGUCAAGAAGUGCCCACAUAACUUUGUGGUAGAUUCCAGUUCCUGUGUGCGCGCCUGCCCUAGUUCCAAGAUGGAAAUAGAAGAAAAUGGGAUUAAAAUGUGUAAACCUUGCACUGAUAUUUGUCCAAAAGCUUGUGAUGGCAUUGGCACCGGCUCAUUGAUGUCAGCUCAGACUGUGGAUUCCAGUAACAUUGACAAGUUCAUCAACUGCACCAAGAUCAAUGGGAAUUUGAUCUUCCUUGUCACUGGUAUUCAUGGGGACCCUUACAAUGCAAUUGAAGCCAUAGACCCAGAGAAGCUGAAUGUCUUUCGGACAGUCAGAGAGAUAACAGGUUUCUUGAACAUACAAUCAUGGCCUCUAAACAUGACAGACUUCAGCGUGUUUUCUAACCUAGUCACCAUUGGCGGAAGAGUACUCUACAGUGGCCUCUCCUUGCUCAUCCUCAAGCAACAGGGCAUCACUUCUCUGCAAUUCCAGUCCCUGAAGGAAAUCAGCGCAGGAAACAUCUACAUAACUGACAACAGUAACCUGUGUUAUUAUCAUACUAUUAAUUGGACAACGCUCUUCAGCACUAUCAACCAAAGAAUAGUGAUCCGGGACAAUAGGAAAGCUGAAAACUGUACUGCGGAAGGAAUGGUGUGCAACCAUCUGUGUUCAAACGAUGGCUGUUGGGGCCCUGGACCGGACCAGUGCCUGUCGUGCCGGCGCUUCAGCAGGGGAAGGACCUGCAUAGAGUCCUGUAACCUCUAUGAUGGUGAAUUUCGGGAGUUUGAGAAUGGCUCCAUCUGUGUGGAGUGUGACCCCCAGUGUGAGAAGAUGGAAGAUAGUAUUCUCACCUGCCAUGGACCGGGACCCGACAACUGUACGAAGUGUUCCCAUUUUAAGGAUGGUCCAAACUGUGUGGAAAAGUGUCCAGAUGGCUUACAGGGGGCAAACAGUUUCAUUUUCAAGUACGCUGAUCAGGAUCGAGAGUGUCAUCCCUGCCAUCCCAACUGCACCCAAGGGUGUAGCGGUCCCACUAGUCAUGACUGCAUUUACUACCCAUGGACGGGCCAUUCCACUUUACCACAACAUGCUAGAACGCCCCUGAUCGCAGCCGGUGUCAUUGGUGGGCUCUUCAUCCUGGUCAUCAUGGGUCUGACAUUUGCAGUGUAUGUUAGAAGGAAGAGCAUCAAAAAGAAAAGAGCCUUAAGAAGAUUCCUGGAAACAGAGUUGGUAGAACCCUUAACCCCCAGUGGCACAGCUCCCAAUCAAGCUCAACUUCGUAUUUUGAAAGAAACUGAGCUCAAGAGGGUAAAAGUGCUUGGCUCUGGUGCUUUUGGAACCGUUUAUAAAGGCAUUUGGGUACCUGAAGGAGAAACAGUGAAGAUUCCUGUGGCUAUUAAAAUUCUUAAUGAGACAACUGGUCCUAAAGCCAAUGUAGAGUUCAUGGAUGAAGCUCUGAUCAUGGCAAGUAUGGACCAUCCACACCUAGUACGGUUAUUGGGUGUGUGUCUGAGCCCAACCAUCCAGCUGGUUACACAGCUGAUGCCCCAUGGCUGCCUGUUGGAUUAUGUCCACGAACACAAGGAUAACAUUGGGUCACAGCUGCUGCUUAACUGGUGUGUUCAGAUCGCUAAGGGAAUGAUGUACCUGGAAGAAAGACGGCUUGUUCAUCGAGAUUUGGCAGCUCGUAAUGUCUUAGUGAAAUCUCCAAACCAUGUGAAAAUCACAGAUUUUGGAUUAGCCAGACUCUUGGAAGGAGAUGAAAAAGAAUAUAAUGCCGAUGGGGGAAAGAUGCCAAUUAAAUGGAUGGCUCUGGAAUGCAUACACUAUAGGAAAUUCACCCAUCAGAGUGAUGUUUGGAGCUGUGGAGUCACUAUAUGGGAACUGAUGACUUUUGGAGGAAAACCCUAUGAUGGAAUUCCAACCCGAGAAAUCCCUGAUUUAUUAGAGAAAGGAGAACGUUUGCCUCAGCCUCCCAUCUGCACCAUUGAUGUUUACAUGGUCAUGGUCAAAUGUUGGAUGAUUGACGCUGACAGUAGACCUAAAUUCAAGGAAUUGGCCGCUGAAUUUUCAAGAAUGGCUCGAGAUCCUCAAAGAUACCUAGUUAUUCAGGGUGAUGAUCGAAUGAAACUUCCCAGUCCAAACGACAGCAAGUUUUUUCAGAAUCUCUUGGAUGAAGAGGAUUUAGAAGAUAUGAUGGAUGCUGAAGAGUACCUGGUCCCUCAGGCUUUCAACAUCCCACCUCCCAUCUACACCUCCAGAGCAAGAAUUGACUCAAAUAGGAGUGAAAUUGGACACAGCCCUCCUCCUGCCUACACCCCAAUGUCAGGAAACCAGUUUGUAUACCGAGAUGGGGGUUUUGCCACAGAACAAGGAGUGUCUGUGCCCUACAGAGCUACCACCAGCACAAUCCCAGAAGCUCCAGUUACUCAAGGUGCUACAGCUGAGAUUUUUGAUGACUCCUGCUGUAACGGCACCCUGCGUAAGCCAGUGGCACCCCAUGUCCAAGAGGACAGCAACACCCAGAGGUACAGCGCCGACCCCACAGUGUUUGCCCCAGAAAGGAGCCCACGAGGAGAGCUGGACGAAGAAGGUUACAUGACUCCUAUGCGAGACAAACCCAAACAAGAAUACCUGAACCCCGUGGAGGAGAACCCUUUUGUUUCUCGGAGAAAAAAUGGUGACCUUCAAGCUUUGGAUAACCCUGAAUAUCACAGCGCUUCCAGUGGUCCACCCAAGGCAGAGGAUGAGUAUGUGAAUGAGCCUCUGUACCUCAACACCUUUGCCAACGCCUUGGGGAAGGCCGAGUACCUGAAGAACAACGUACUGUCUGUGCCAGAGAAGGCCAAGAAAGCUUUCGAUAACCCUGACUAUUGGAACCACAGCCUGCCGCCACGGAGCACCCUACGGCACCCAGACUACCUGCAGGAGUACAGCACAAAAUAUUUUUAUAAACAGAAUGGACGGAUCCGGCCCAUUGUGGCAGAGAAUCCUGAAUACCUCUCUGAGUUCUCACUGAAGCCAGGCACUGUGCUGCCUCCUCCGCCCUACAGACACCGAAAUACUGUGGUGUAAGCUUCGCAGUGGUCUCACAGUGGAGAGACACGCCGCUCCCAUUUCCCUACCCCCUCUCUUUCUCUUGUGGUCUUCCUUCUUUUCCCAAGGCCAGUGGUUUUGACACUUCCCAAUGGAAGGUUUAAAGAUGCAAUGACAGCUAUGUGCUUCUCUAACUUGAACUUGAGAAGGAAGGACUGAAAGAGAAAGACAGGAGGAACCACACUGUUUCUUAAUUUCUCUGCAUGGGUUGGUCAGGAGAAUGAAACAGCUAGAGAAGGAUCAGCAAAUAUGAGGCAAUACUGCCUGCUGUCACACUAGUUCUCAAUUUUCUUUCCUUCCUUCCUCCCUUCCUCCCUCUUCCUUCCUCUUCCUUUCUUUCUAUUUACAUGCUUGAAAGACCCAUGCUCUCUGUUCCUAUACACAGGAAUUAAUGUGUACAUAUUUAGCAUCCCUGUAAAUCAUGAUAGAGUUUCCGUUAGAACAAGAGGAUAACCUUUUCUCUCACAUAUGAUAGUAAUUGAGAUUGAGAAUCGGAUUUCUUUCUCCAACAGUUUCUAUCCUGGCAAGUAAGAAUGGCCAACCCAGCUUUCAUAAAUUUUGAAUCUCUGUAAAAACUAUAACUAAUAAUUAUGUUUGGAGGUUUUUAGUUUUUAUUUUUGUUUUACUUUGGCCUGUCCCUUUAUAUUAAU
Choloepus didactylus (southern two-toed sloth) is the source of this 5187-nucleotide messenger RNA. It is a transcript of the gene ERBB4, whose product is annotated as erb-b2 receptor tyrosine kinase 4. Bases 587 to 4516 code for a protein of 1309 amino acids. The record is from RefSeq and is a predicted model, not a curated record. NCBI's taxonomy places the organism in Eukaryota, Metazoa, Chordata, Mammalia, Pilosa, Megalonychidae. The transcript is spliced from 28 exons. Gene Ontology annotation, molecular function: transmembrane receptor protein tyrosine kinase activity; ATP binding; epidermal growth factor receptor binding. Gene Ontology annotation, biological process: positive regulation of kinase activity; protein phosphorylation; positive regulation of cell population proliferation. Gene Ontology annotation, cellular component: signaling receptor complex; basal plasma membrane.